Rhipicephalus sanguineus (brown dog tick) is the source of this 276-nucleotide messenger RNA. Its product is annotated as solute carrier family 15 member 1. The coding region runs from base 1 to 276 and encodes 91 amino acids. The transcript has 4 exons. NCBI's taxonomy places the organism in Eukaryota, Metazoa, Arthropoda, Arachnida, Ixodida, Ixodidae. The record is from RefSeq and is a predicted model, not a curated record.
AUGCGUGGUGGAAGGUACACGACGCGGCUACUGGGUUCCGGCAACAAGGAGCUGGCUGCGUGCGAUAUCGUCAUCAAGAAUGGUGGACACUACACUCUGGCAGUUACGCAGGUGGCCCCCACGGAGACCAACUGCUCUCUGCACGAGACUGUGCGUCCCAACAGCCUCUCCAUGUUCUAUCAGAUUCCGCAGUACGUGCUCAUCACGGCGGGUGAAGUCAUGUUCUCUGUCACGGGGCUGGAGUUUUCCUACUCGCAGCCUUAUCUUCCAGCGUGA